This is a messenger RNA of Paraphaeosphaeria sporulosa, 814 nucleotides long. RefSeq lists its product as uncharacterized. The coding region runs from base 220 to 642 and encodes 140 amino acids. Lineage: Eukaryota; Fungi; Ascomycota; Dothideomycetes; Pleosporales; Didymosphaeriaceae. The record is from RefSeq and is a predicted model, not a curated record. The transcript has a single exon.
GCGCUGUCAGAGGUGAUGGCGCAACCGCUGGCGGUGGCGCUGUGCGGGCGGCGGCGAGUGUGGUGAGGGAGCGACGGCGGCCGUUGGCAGGCGACGUGCUAAAUCGGCUAGAUGCAUGCCACGCAUCGAGAGCGAGGCCGCUGCGAACCACCGCCCUUGGGCGGGCCCUAGCCUGCGCACGCCCAGAUCCGCCUAGAGAGCAGCCAUGCCCACUGCCGCAUGCCCCCGUGCUCCCUGCACUGCACUGCACUCCCUCCUGCCUGCCCGGCCUCAGCCAGCGUCCCCGUCGCCGCAUCCGAGCCUCGACCCUCGACGCUCGGGCGCUCCCCACCACCAGAUCGCGUGCAGCCCUGGCCGCCGACUCGCCGCGGACCCGGCGCCUCGGACCUCCUAGCCCAGUGGGCCGCACAAUUGGGUCUCCCAAGCUUGUCGCUGCUCAGAAGGCCUGCAAAAGGCGUCCAGAGCACGCAGCGAGCGCGCAAGGAACCGGUGCCCAAUCACGCCGACCUUGCCUCGCCCUGGCGACACAGCUGUGACGGAUUACGGAUCGCUCUGCGAGAUCCGCGAGCUACUCGUACAUACGACUGCAUGCCCAUGUGCUGUACAGCUCACACGCGCAUUGCUCUGCAGACUGCCGACUAGAACCACGCCGCCAGCCUAUCAUCGCGCCGACUGCACGCCACCAUCUGCCCAAUACCGUCACAAUUCCGCCCUCCAACUUUGUCGUGCCCCCGUUGCCAGAAGCGGCCGCCUCGUGCGCCGCCCAUCGCAAGCUCGUCAAGCUGCAUAAACUUCGCGCCCUCCGGCGCAAGGC